This is a messenger RNA of Kwoniella mangroviensis CBS 8507, 2580 nucleotides long. RefSeq lists its product as uncharacterized. NCBI's taxonomy places the organism in Eukaryota, Fungi, Basidiomycota, Tremellomycetes, Tremellales, Cryptococcaceae. The record is from RefSeq and is a predicted model, not a curated record. Gene Ontology annotation, molecular function: DNA binding; ATP-dependent chromatin remodeler activity; ATP binding. Gene Ontology annotation, cellular component: nucleus. The coding region runs from base 1 to 2580 and encodes 859 amino acids. The transcript is spliced from 11 exons.
AUGUACCCUUCACCACCUGAUUCCAACACGAACUUACCCUCAAUCGAUGUCAAACCUCACGAUGAACGGUAUCAGGCGGCGGCUCGAGCGGCAAGAUUAUCCUUCUUGUUGGACAAAUCCACUAUUUACGCCAAGAUCAUUGGAGAACGUAUGGAGCGUCAGCAGAUCGAGAAGAAGAAGGCUGAGCAGAGAGCUGAAGUGAGGAAAGCGAACAAGGAGAAGAAGGCUGAUGAACCUCAGACUGCUGGGAGGGGAGGGAUGAGGGACAAGAAGCCUAAAGUCGAGGAGAAUGAACAGCAACAGGAGAAAGAAGCUGCUGGUAAUAAACGAAAGAGGAGGAGUGAAGGUGGACGUGGGGAAAAGAGAGUGAAAAUCGAGGAAGAAGAAGAAGCGGACACUACAAAGGAGGUCAAGGUCGAGGAAGAAACAGCUGUAAAGGAGGAGCAGCCCAAUGGCGAAGCCGAUGCUGAAGUAGCUGAAGAUGAUGGGGUGCAAUACUCAUUCAAACAACCCGAGCUGGUUACCGGUGCUAAACUUCGAGAUUAUCAACUAGCAGGAGUACAGUGGAUGAUCUCGCUGUAUGAGAAUGGAUUAAAUGGUAUCUUAGCUGAUGAGAUGGGUCUUGGUAAAACCCUACAAACCAUCUCAUUCUUGGCUCAUUUACGAUCAAAGGGUACAUGGGGUCCUUUCCUCAUCGUGUGUCCCUUAUCGGUAUUGAACAAUUGGUGUUCCGAGUUCGAGAAAUUUACUCCAUCCGUACCCGUACUCAUGUAUCACGGUACGCCUGAAUACCGAGCUGAACUUCGAAAAACCCGUCUACAACCACCAUCAGCAGCUGGGAAUGAUACCUAUUCUUUCCCCAUCGUCAUCACCACUUUUGAAAUCUGCAUGAGAGAUAAGCAGUUCCUCAGUGGACUUUUAUGGAAGUUUAUCGUGGUAGAUGAAGGACAUAGAUUGAAGAAUUUGGACUGCAAGCUCAUCCGGGAGUUGAAAUCCUAUACCAGUGCCAAUAGGAUGAUUCUGACUGGUACACCCUUACACAACAAUCUUGCCGAAUUAUGGUCUUUGCUCAAUUUCAUUUUACCCGAUAUUUUCGACGAUCUAGACUCUUUCCAACAGUGGUUUAACUUCGAUGAGAUGAACAAUGGGUCCACCACCGAAGGCUUGCUUAACAAAUCAACAGUUGUUGCAUCUCUGCAUGCUAUACUCAAACCAUUCUUACUUCGUCGAUUGAAGGUGGAUGUCGAGAAGGAAUUACCGCCCAAGAAGGAAUACCUACUAUACGCGCCCUUGACUCAACAACAGAAGGACAUAUACCAAGCUAUUGCUUCUGGUUCUAUCAGGCAAUUCUUAAUCGAUAAGAAGUCAGGUGGCAAUGAUGAAGAAAAUGCUGAAGCGGAAGAACAGCCUGAACCUGAAGCGGAAGCAGUAUCAGAGGCGUCCAAUGGUCGAGCCUCGCGAAAGAAAGAACGAGUCAAUUAUAAGAUCGAAGAGAACGAUUCAAAGUUCAUCAGAGAUCUGGAGAACGGUGUGAAGGUGGAUGAGCCCAGUGGAGUGAAGGAGAGGUCCGCAGCUGAAAUAGGCAGAGAUUGGGCCCUCCAGCAAGCUAAGAAAAGUGUCAACAACAUGCGAUUACAGAAUCUUGUAAUGCAACUAAGGAAGAUAUCAUCCCAUCCUUUCCUGUUCGAUUGGCCUAUUGACUCCAAGACCAACGAAUACGUUGUAGACCAAGAACUCGUGAACGCUUCCGGUAAAAUGUUGCUUUUGAAUCGAUUACUCGGCGAAUUGUUUGCAAGAGGACAUAAAGUAUUGUUGUUCUCUCAAUUCACGACUAUGCUCGAUGUAAUUGAAGACUGGGCCACCUUACAUAAAGGAUACAAGGUCUGUCGAAUCGAUGGUUCAACCUCUCAGGAGUCAAGAAGGGAACAGAUGCAUGACUUCAACAAUGGUGGAGAUGGACCCGAUGCUUGCAAGCUAUUUUUACUUUCAACCAGAGCAGGUGGAUUAGGUGUCAACUUGGUAGCUGCCGACACUGUCAUUUUCUUCGACAAUGAUUGGAAUCCCCAGAUGGAUUUACAAGCCCAAGACCGGGCGCACCGAAUUGGUCAGACUCGACCUGUCCUCGUCUUCCGUUUGGUCUCGGCUCACACUAUCGAGACUAAAAUUCUCGCCAAAGCUGGAUCCAAGCGAAAGUUGGAAGCUUUAGUCAUCUCGCAAGGUAAAUUCGGUCGAGUAGUUGAUGAGAAUGGGCGAGUGUUGUUGGGUAAGAAAUCUAAAGUGGAGAGUACAGCGGAGAUGGCCAAAGCUCUGUUGGAAUUGGACGGUGAGGAGAUCGACGUAGUGAGCAAAGAUGAUAAGAUCAUCAGCGAUGCCGAUUUAGAUAUCUUACUUGAUCGAUCGCCUGCCGCCUUUGCGAGACAGAAAGGAUGGUCAGCUGGCUUGGGCAAGAGUGGCGCCGAUAGGAAGGCUCAAAUUCAAAAAGGUGAAAAGACAGCGUUCGAAGUGUUCGAAGCUGCCAAGGACGAUGCGGGGGGUUUGGAUACGAUGUUUGGUGGUGAUGGUGAAGUCGAGGGACAGUAA